CUCGUUGCGAGCUGGACGUACUAGUGAUAGCAGUGCUUCAGAGAUUGUAAGGUGACAUAAGUGACUUGACUAGCAAGGAAAAUUCUCAUUGUUGACUGAUCUGGGAAAUGUUCGUCUCUGGAGCAUUGCCCUGGGAUGUGCCCACGCCCGCAUUACCCCCCCUGGGCGGCCUGUUGAGUAUGCUCGAUGGGAAGGAGGGCGUGCGGGCAUCCCUUCUGCUGCCGCCGCCCGUGCCCAGGACCGCCGCCUGCGUCGUGCUGCCGCAGCCCACCCUCAGCCCUCGCCAUGUCGCGCCCUUCACCAAGGCCUCCGCGUCGCCGCCCGCGCCCACGCCGCUCAAGUUCGGCGUUGACAGACUGCUGGCCGCCGAGCCCCGCAGAGACGUAUCGGCACUCUUGCCGCCCUCGCCAGCCCACCUUCUGGCCCCUCACGUGACCUCGCCGGUGACCUGCCCUGCCAUGACGUCGUCCGUGCUGGGCGCCACCACCUGUCCGGUCAUCACCACUGCCCCGAAUGCCCCGGGAGAGACAUGCCCGAGCUUGGCUUCGUCCUCCUCUGCCAUCACCUGCCCUAUCAUGACGUCAUGCGUGACCUCGCCCACGGGGUGCGGGUGUGAUACGUCAGGAGGAAAGUGCCCUUCCGACUGCGGCUACUACUACACGCCUCUGUACGCGACGCAUCCCUCGCACCUCCUGCCCUACGCUCCGUUGUAUGGCGGCAGCUUAGGCGGGCCAGCUCAUCGUCACGAGGUGCUCGGCGUGGGCGUGACAGGCGGAGGUCACGGGCGGCGGAAACGCACGUGGACGCGGGCGGUGUUUAGCAACCUGCAGAGAAAGGGGCUUGAGAAAAGGUUUCAGCUGCAGAAGUACAUCACGAAGCCCGACCGCCGUCAGCUGGCCGCCACUCUUGGCCUCACCGACGCGCAGGUCAAGGUCUGGUUCCAAAACAGAAGGAUGAAGUGGCGCCACGCGGAGCUCAAGAAGCGGGAACAGCAGCAGCAGCAGCAGCAGCAGCCGCCGCACACCCCGUUGCAGCAGACGACGCAGCAGCAGGAGGCCGACGAAAAAGAAAUGUUGGAGAGCUCACACGAAACUGAGGGCGAAGACCUUGGCGAGAUGGAGUGCCUCGUCGAAGGAGGUGACGACGAGGAAGAGGAGGAGGAGGAGGCGAGCGAGGAGGAGAUAGACGUGAGGGGGGUCGGCGAGGCCGCCGAGCUCACGCCGGAGAUAAACGUCAUGUGAGGGAGGACCCCGGAGUGCCCAGGGAAGCCGGGGGAGGUUGGGAUUCUACACAGGCGCGGUUUAGAGAAUCCGCUCCUGCGAUUCAAAAAGGGAACAAUGGGCAACUGAAGAUAUCAUCACGUUGUAAAUAUUUAUCUUAUCUCAUUUGCAUCAUUGUUAACAAAGUCAUACGGGGGUCCACAAUGACUAAAUAUUUAAUUCAAAGGGAGGCACCAGUAGAAUGUAUAUAAAUAAAAAAGGCUUCGGACACAUUUCUGAAAUGAGAUAGAUUCCUUAAUCAGAGAUCAACAGAACAACACGAACUAUUGCUGCGUUUUCUUUAGGAGAUGCAGUUAAUACAUACAAUGUAAUCCAGUGAUCUUGACUGCGCAGAUGAGUCGCGAUUAUUCAAAUUAUCGCCUUUAAUUUGACAGUGACACUGAUAUGUCUCUCAUAUCUGUGAUCAUAACUUGUGUGCUGUUGAACACCAGUUCUUGUCUCAAAAUGAGACGUAUCUUACGCUAAAAAUAUUUGUAUUGUUUGUCCUUGGAACAACUACAGCAACUUGACAUUGUGUGCCAUAGAUACCAACAUGUUUUUGUGCAAAACAUGUUCUGUGCUUCAUUGACUUGUGUGGCAUAAUGAAGUGCCAUUACAUGCUGUCACAUAAUUUUCUCAUAUAUGUAAGUUACAUCCAGUUCUAUGGAUAACAGUGAUUUAACACUCAAUGCAAACCUGCCAGUACAGCUAAUAUUGCAUAGAUAACUAAGAUAUACAGUAUAGAGGACUCGGCUUUCAGGCAGAGGAGAGUGCAUACUGUAAUUCAAGGACUAAACCCCGAAGUUUCUUGAGUUGAUAGUCAGGAAUAGAGGUGCUUGUGACGGACAUUCUGGUGCUUUUGGACUUGUCUGUUCUUAGAUAUAUUUAUAUAUACACCUAUGUAUGCAUGUAAUAUAUGUAUAUAUGUGUGCGCACACGCGUGUGCCCGUGUGCAUGUGCGUGCGUGCGUACAUGUGUGUGUGGGUGCGUUUGUAAUUUUUUGUGAUAAAUGUUAUAAUAAUAGUGAACAGAUGUACUGUUCCCAGACCUAUAUAUACUCUGUAUAUGUAUCUAA
Messenger RNA from Penaeus indicus, 2334 nucleotides. RefSeq names its product H2.0-like homeobox protein. NCBI's taxonomy places the organism in Eukaryota, Metazoa, Arthropoda, Malacostraca, Decapoda, Penaeidae. Bases 108 to 1241 code for a protein of 377 amino acids. Gene Ontology annotation, biological process: regulation of DNA-templated transcription. The record is from RefSeq and is a predicted model, not a curated record. The transcript has 4 exons. Gene Ontology annotation, molecular function: DNA-binding transcription factor activity, RNA polymerase II-specific; sequence-specific DNA binding.